CCUUGGAGGCCUGCUGGCUUUGUCUGGGGGAAGGGACCAGGCAAAGUAUUCUUCUGAGAAGCACUGAGAAAGAAAGGUAUCCGGAUUGUAAUCCUAUAUACUUCAGAAUAAAGAAAAAAGAAUAAAGAAAAAUGAAUCAUACCGCCAAACGAACAACUAGAUCUGAGAAAAUGGAAAGAAUGCAUGACUUUUACAACAAAAAUAUCAUGAAUUUUUAAACGAAAACGUCCAAGCAGACCACAGAUCCAGGCGGUGUCCCAACGGCACUUCAGCAUUUCUAAGGGUCUUGACUAUACACAAAUUUUAUCGCGACACUUGGGGGAAGACUCAUGGCUACACCACGGUUUGCCGUAAGGGUGGCGGCAAGCAAAGAAGGAAAGCCCCGGACGUUCCAGAACACGGCAAAGCCUCCUCUUCCCUCUUGCAGAAUUGCUGUACCUGCUCAGCCACACUGCCCGCGAGAGGUAAAACCCAGUGUGAAAAAUGCUAACCACUUGUUUUUAAAAUUUCUAAAAGCACCAGGGAAGCGGCCGCCUCGGCUCUGAGGAACCGCGAAAGAGGACCCAUCAGAGCCCCUUCCAUACCCCUGCCGCCUUCAUCGCGCUGCCCCCGCCAGUGACCCUGCCCCAGCAAGCUCUCCCUGCCGGCUCUGAUGCCAAAUCGGCCGCGGGCAGUCCUGUUUCCCUCCCUGGUCCCGGUGCCUCACUCGCUCACCUCUGUCUAGAGCCGCUUCCCGACGCCAGUGCCUCACUCGCCCGCCCGCGCCCGGAGCCGCUCUCCGACGCCCGCCAAGAUCAAAUUUUGGCGCCGAGAGCCGCAGCCGUUAGGGGCGGUGCCUGAUGGCGGCCGCCCCGCUGCGUCAGCCCGGCCUGCCCUCCGCGCGGGAGAGGGCGGUACAGGGCCGCGCCUGGCGCCUCCUGGGAGAGGAGCAGGCGCAGCCGGAGCGGAGCCGGAGGGGACGGCGGGCGCCGCGGGGCAGGAUGGUGAUUGCCAAGGCAUGGGCUCUGAAGAAGCAUUUUGAUGGUUUUCCCAAAACCAGUGACUUCGACCUGAAAAAGAUAGAGCUGCCAAAUCUAAAGGAUGGAGAGUUGCUGCUUGAAUCAGUGUUUCUCAGUGUUGAUCCUUACAUGAGACCUUACAGUCGAAGGGACAUGAAGGAGGGUGACAUAAUGAUAGGCACGCAGGUUGCCAGGGUAGUAGAAAGCAAAAAUCCUGUUUUCACAGUGGGGGCCUUUGUCGUGGCUCGCAGGGGCUGGAGAACUCAUUUUAUCUCUGAUGGGAAAGACCUACAACUUCUUCCUUCCAAUUGGCCGGAAUCGCUCCCCAAAUCUCUAGCUCUUGGAACAGUUGGCAUGCCAGGCCUCACUGCAUAUUUUGGUCUGCUGGAGGUCUGCAAGAUGAAGCCAGGAGAGACAGUCCUGGUUAAUGCUGCAGCUGGUGCUGUAGGCUCUGUGGUGGGGCAGCUUGCUAAAAUUGGGGGCUGCAAAGUGGUUGGCUGUGCUGGCUCAGAUGACAAGGUUGCCUAUCUGAAAAAAAUAGGCUUUGAUGAAGCCUUUAAUUACAAGACUGUUAAAUCUCUGGAUGAAGCACUGCGUAAAGCCUCUCCUGAUGGCUAUGACUGUUUCUUUGACAAUGUGGGUGGAGAAUUUGCCAGUGUUGCUAUCAACCAGAUGAGGAAAUAUGGAAGGAUUGCAGUCUGUGGCGCAAUCUCUCAGUACAAUGACUCCGUGCCUCAGAAAGGGCCUUAUGUGCAGAUUCCCAUGAUUUUCAAAGAGCUUCAAAUGGAAGGGUUUCUUGUGACGCGAUGGAACAACCGCCGGGAAGAAGGUCUGCAGGCCCUGCUGAAGUGGGUCGUGGAGGGGAAGGUGAAGUACCAUGAACAAGUCACUGAAGGAUUUGAGAACAUGCCAAUGGCUUUUAUAGGAAUGUUAAAAGGAGAAAAUCUUGGAAAAGCUGUUGUAAAAGUGUGAAGAUCAGAUAUUCCUGGGAGACUGGUGCAGCAGAAUGUGAUUCUGUCACAUUCUAAAUGCUUUUAAUUCACUUGUCAAAUAAUGUGAUCAGUAUGAUUAAAUAAUUUUGCUAGA
This is a messenger RNA of Zonotrichia leucophrys gambelii, 2084 nucleotides long. It is a transcript of the gene PTGR1, whose product is annotated as prostaglandin reductase 1. The record is from RefSeq and is a predicted model, not a curated record. Gene Ontology annotation, biological process: prostaglandin metabolic process. Lineage: Eukaryota; Metazoa; Chordata; Aves; Passeriformes; Passerellidae. Gene Ontology annotation, molecular function: 2-alkenal reductase [NAD(P)H] activity; 15-oxoprostaglandin 13-reductase [NAD(P)+] activity. Gene Ontology annotation, cellular component: cytoplasm. Bases 840 to 1970 code for a protein of 376 amino acids. The transcript is spliced from 11 exons.